This is a messenger RNA of Asterias rubens (European starfish), 3283 nucleotides long. RefSeq names its product caltractin. The transcript has 5 exons. The record is from RefSeq and is a predicted model, not a curated record. Gene Ontology annotation, cellular component: centriole; centrosome. Gene Ontology annotation, biological process: mitotic cell cycle; centriole replication. NCBI's taxonomy places the organism in Eukaryota, Metazoa, Echinodermata, Asteroidea, Forcipulatida, Asteriidae. The coding region runs from base 56 to 571 and encodes 171 amino acids. Gene Ontology annotation, molecular function: calcium ion binding.
CUGUGUAUUUUUCCGCCGUUUCGAUGCAAAACAGAGCAGCAGUUCCAUAGUAACGAUGACGACCAGAUAUAACAAGCCGUCCAUGGGAGGGGGUCAGAGAAAGAAGACCGGGCCCAAACCAGAGCUGACCGAAGAGCAGAAACAAGAGAUCCGAGAAGCUUUUGAUUUAUUUGACACAGAGGGCACAGGAACAAUAGAUGCCAAAGAACUUAAGGUGGCAAUGAGAGCGCUGGGAUUCGAACCCAAGAAGGAGGAGAUCAAGAAGAUGAUCACCGACAUAAACAAGGAGAACACCGGGACCAUCGACUUCAAUGAAUUCCUUACAAUGAUGACAGCCAAGAUGAGUGAAAAAGACUCAAAGGAAGAGAUCUUGAAAGCAUUCAAGUUAUUCGACGAUGACAACACUGGAAAAAUAUCCUUCAAGAACCUCAAGAGAGUUGCCAAGGAGUUGGGAGAGAACCUCACUGAUGAGGAGCUGCAGGAAAUGAUCGAUGAAGCUGACAGAGACGGCGACGGUGAAAUCAACGAGCAAGAAUUCCUACGGAUAAUGAAGAAGACGAGUCUCUACUGAGGAUCUGAAAUACAAGUAUUGCAUUCCGUGGUAUUCCUUAACUGUUUUGUACAUGUACAAUUAUUUAUAGUUUGCACUACUAGUAUACUAGGUAGCGUGCAAUAGAACUUUAUCAUAUCACUGCCAUCUUGGGUUUUCACCAUAAUUAUGACCGAAUUGAGACUGGAUUGCCAAAACCGUCUGAAGCCUACUUCUUCAUGUAAGUUCAUGCUAUUAUUGUGUCUCAUGGGAUCUGACAUUAAGGAUGGUUUGAGUGUAAUAAAUUGAUGGUUUCAGUCUGUAUUCAACCUAUAGUUGUCAACUAAUUGUAAGCCGGGCAGAUUUAUAUUUGUGCAGCCCGCACUUUUCAUGAGUAGGCAAAUGUUCUGCAGUGGACCAAAACUGUUUAUGACAAAAUUAGAAUGUUUUAUUUUUGGGGUGCUGCUUCUGCAAACAUGAUGUAUGGCAAAGAUGAUAAAAAGACUUCAACUGUGUUCAUGCCCCUUUGCCUGCAAGAAGCAAACACACAAAAAUCGUCCCAAAAGAUUUCUGUAGUAAGACUCUCGCUGUUAGCUCAGGGUAUGUUUUGUGUCAAGUACUACGACUAUUGGUUUGUACUAAGAUCUAAGACUCUUUGCUGCUCAUUUCUCAGAAACUUACUUUCUGCUUUCAAAAAAACAGCCCACCGCACAAAGGCCAUGAAGCUUUGUGAGGUAUGGUGGACACACUAUGGUGGCACUGUUUGGUUUGGGUAAAUUUCUAUACACACAAACCUAACAGCGCGCUCCGAUUGUGUCCACCGUAUCUCAAAAAGACCAGAGGAACGCUAGCAGCUGCCGUUCAGCGAAUGCCUCGUUAAUCUGUGAUUUUUUUCAGCACUACUUCGCAAUAGAUGUUGCAAGUCAGUCAUGUAUUUGUUUAUUUGAGAACCUUGCUUUCCCAUGUACAAUGCCAUAAGGUAUGAUGAAAAGAAAUGGACAACGGUCAAAUACGCGCAUGACUUGCACAAUCUCUUUUUUCUAUGGGGGGGGGGGGCGUCAUACCAAAGUAUGAUCCUACGUUAAACAAGAGAUCAAAUGAGAUAUGAUUUCUUAGAUUGCACUGUUUACUUUAGUACUCGACUUGUUUUAAAGCCAUUCUCAAGAUAAUAGCAUAAACUUUUACCACACAUUUUGUUGACAUUAUUGCACGAACAUCUUUCAUUCAAGGAUUUUAACUUUUUUGUACUGAAGUGGGUUUUUGUAGUAGUUUUCAUUAAAAAGUAAGCUCCUAUAAACAAAAAGGAGUUCAUAAUAUCUAUUGACCUUUUGCGCCAAAUCACCUGCGGCUACUGUCUCUAUAAUUUUUGGAGUUAAAUUGCACCUACAAUUAUGUGGGCGCUACACUGUAAAACACACAGGGACACCGACUCUCCAAAUGGCUCAACCAAGUUAUUGUGGUGUUGAUGUUGGGUGAAUUAGGUCAAAUGCCAAUCUCUGCAUCUCCUAAAAUGGAUGCACAUUUCUGAUUUUGGUAUAACAGAUUCAAAACUGCUGGUGUCAGAAAUAUAUUUCAAAUUUAUGAACCAGUUUGUCCAGCUAUUUCUCAACCACAAAUGAAAAACGGUUUACUGUUUACAAACACAAGCUUCUUGGAGUGUUCUUUCUAACUUUCACUUUUGUCCAUAGUGGUUUCUUUUGUAAUACGCAAAGUGUACCUAUGAUUGGAAUGCUAAAUCUAUUGUACAUACUUAAUAAUAAUAAAUUGUACUGAUUUUCUGUAUAUAGUUCUGUGAGUCAGUCAUGGAUAAAUUAGUCUGUAAAUGUACCGUCUGUAAAUUGUAUUCAGACAAAAUGAGUGUUAAAUCAACUGAUUUUGUUUUUUUAAAUGUGUGUAAUAGAUAUUAUUUCAGGGACAAAAGAUUGGUAGUAGCUUGUUGUACUGUACUGCUAGUUACAGGAUUCGACCUGGGCCCAAUUUCAUAAAGCUGUUCAACAGAAUAUGUAGUCUUGGCCCAAGAUGACUAAGAUCGAUGGAGGAUAGUGUAAUACGCUCAGUUGUAAAUCGCUAAAGCAUGCUCUCUUAUGGUAUGAUGUAACCAACUUAACUGGCUCGAUUGCCAGUCAAGCUCGCCAGUCGAGAUGGUAAAAUCAUACUGUAAGAGGGCGCUUUAGCGAUUUUACAACUGGGCAUAGUUAACUAUCCACUAUCGAGCACUUAUGUCUUGGGCCAAGACUACAGAAUAUGCUGCUCAGCAAACAAAUUUGUUGAGUAGUAAGAAAUUAGUGGGGUACCGGUGGCAACAGUACAAACUUUAUGGAAUAUUGGCUGGUAACCUGUUUCUGCUAAGUAGGAUUGGGCCCAGACCUCUCAUCACUUGGUUAGCUCGGCAGUUUAGCUGUUUAGACAUAUUGGGUGGAUUUCACAAAGAGUUAAGACUAGUCUUAUCACGAGUUAGGACGAGUUAUUCGUCCUAACUUAGGACUAGCCUUAGGUUUGUAAUAUCACCUAGGACUAGUUCCCUAAGCUAGGACUAGUACCUAAAUCUUUGUUUGGUUUGGUUUCAAUCUGACCUGAGUUGCCUUUGUUUUUAUAUUUCUACACCUCAGAAGUUCACUGAGUACUGCUUGUCACACACUAACUCUUCACUUAAAUGAAAUCAACAUUGGAGUGUACUUGAUAGUAACUAGUUUGUGAAUGUCAACAAUUGUUAGUAUAUUAAAAGUGAAUAAAAUAAACAUUCCUAACAUUUGA